AUGACUGGGGCAGUGGCAAACAGGACCACCAUAACAGAAUUCUUGCUCUUGAGGCUCCCUGAGGACCAGGGGCUGCAGAUGCUGUGUGCCACCCUCUUCUUGCUGAUCUACCUGGCAGCCCUGAUGGGGAACCUCCUCCUCAUCACCCUCACCACUCUGGACCAGCAUCAGUCACACAUGUAUUUCUUCCUGAAGAAUCUGUCCUUGAUUGACAUCUGCUAUGUCUCUGUCACUCUCCCCAAAUCCAUCAUGAAUUCUCUGACCAACAGCCAUUCCAUCUCCUUCCUGGGAUGUGCCUCACAGAUUUUCCUUGUGAUUGCUCUUGCUGACACAGAGUAUGCCCUCCUUCUGGUGAUGUCCUAUGACCGCUAUGUCGCCAUCUGCCACCCUCUGCACUAUGAGGCCAUCGUGAGCAGUCGCGCCUGUGUGCAGAUGGUGACUGUCUUGUGGCUCAGUGGGUGUGUGUAUGGGUCCCUUCACAUAGCAGGCACAUUCUCAGUCCACUUCUGUGGGUCCAACAUCGCACCUGUCCUCUGUGAUAUCCCUUCGCUGCUCAUGCUUGCUUGUUCUGGACAAGGGCCCAGCCUAGCACUGGACUCUGUGUGCUUUGUGUUGAUUGACGCUUCCUACAUCCACAUCUUCUCUGCAGUCCUGAAGAUGCCCUCCCAGGAGGGCAGAGCCAAAGCUUUCUCCAUGUGCCUGCCUCACCUUGCGGUUGUGACUCUCUUCCUCUCUUCUGGCUUUUUUGCCUAUUUACACCCUCUGCCCUCGAAUCCCUCACUCUGGGGUUUGCUGGUUUCUGUGUUCUACACAGUGGUACCACCCACCGUGAAUCCCCUCGUCUACAGUCUGAGAAAUAAGGACAUGAAGGAGGCAUUGAGAAAACUGCUCAGGGGUAGAUUCUGCCCUUCAGGUUAG
Molecule: messenger RNA, 918 nt
Organism: Lepus europaeus (European hare)
Lineage: Eukaryota; Metazoa; Chordata; Mammalia; Lagomorpha; Leporidae
Product: olfactory receptor 14A16-like
Biological process (GO): G protein-coupled receptor signaling pathway
Cellular component (GO): membrane
Molecular function (GO): G protein-coupled receptor activity; olfactory receptor activity; odorant binding
Source: RefSeq, a predicted model, not a curated record